UAAAGCAAACCCUAGUAGCAUCCCCCAACACACCAAAGUUGAGCUUCAGAAGAAAGAAAGCAAACGAGAUGGGAAGCGAUAGCGAAGCAGAGAAGGCGCAGCAGAAGGAGAAGGAGAAGGAGAGGAAGAAGCUGCUAGCCAUCGCCCCCAUUGCUAAACCCCUUGCCGGAAAGAAGCUCUGCAAGCGCACCCUCAAGCUCGUCCGCAGAGCUGCUGAACACAAAUGCUUGAAGAGAGGAGUAAAGGAGGUGGUUAAAAGUAUAAGGCGUGGUCAUAAAGGAUUAUGUGUUAUAGCCGGGAAUAUAUCUCCCAUUGAUGUGAUUACUCAUGUUCCUAUCCUAUGUGAAGAAGCUGAGAUUCCUUAUGUAUAUGUUCCCUCAAAAGAAGACCUUGCAAAUGCAGGGGCUACUAAGAGGCCGACAUGCUGUGUUUUGGUGCUAACCAAGCCUACCAAGGGAGAAUUAGUUCCGGAGGAAGAGGAUAAACUAAAGGUAGAUUAUAAGCAGGUUGCAGCGGAUGUGUCUGAACUGGCAUCAUCUCUUUUCUGAAGGACAUAGUAAAAAACCUAUUUCUACUUUAUUUGAGGCAGACGGUAUGAUAUCCGGCUGUUUUAGUUAUGUUGAAGUAUAUCUGAGCAUAUUGGGUUCUUUUAUGUGAGAGAUUUCGAGAAUAGGAAAUGGUACCUUUUAAAUGUGACGCUAGAAAUUCAUUUUCUCAGA
Molecule: messenger RNA, 719 nt
Organism: Alnus glutinosa
Lineage: Eukaryota; Viridiplantae; Streptophyta; Magnoliopsida; Fagales; Betulaceae
Product: H/ACA ribonucleoprotein complex subunit 2-like protein
Exons: 4
Coding region: 69-548 (159 amino acids)
Biological process (GO): rRNA pseudouridine synthesis; snRNA pseudouridine synthesis
Cellular component (GO): nucleolus; box H/ACA snoRNP complex
Molecular function (GO): box H/ACA snoRNA binding
Source: RefSeq, a predicted model, not a curated record